Messenger RNA from Sorex fumeus (smoky shrew), 2242 nucleotides. It is a transcript of the gene FOLH1, whose product is annotated as folate hydrolase 1. The record is from RefSeq and is a predicted model, not a curated record. The transcript has 19 exons. Gene Ontology annotation, molecular function: carboxypeptidase activity. Lineage: Eukaryota; Metazoa; Chordata; Mammalia; Eulipotyphla; Soricidae. Bases 1 to 2235 code for a protein of 744 amino acids.
AUGUGGACCCUCCGGAGCGCGGGCCGGUGUCCCCGCGGGCCGUGUGCAUCUGCCCUGGGGCUGGCCUCUGGGCUGCUGGGCCUGGGCUUCCUGCUUGGAUGGUUUAUGAAGUCAUCCCAUGAAGCUACUAAAACUGAUUUACAACAUAAUAUGAAGAUGGCCUUUUUUGAAGAAUUGAAUGCUGAGAAUAUCAAGAAAUUCUUAUAUAAUUUUACAAGAAUACCACAUUUAGCAGGAACAAAACAAAACUUUCAUCUUGCAAAGCAAAUUCAAUCCCAGUGGAAAGAAUUUGGCCUGGAUUCUGUUGAGUUGGUCCAUUAUGACGUCCUGUUAUCUUAUCCAAAUAAAACUCAUCCCAACUACAUCUCAAUAAUAGAUGGAAAUGGAAAUGAGAUUUUCAACACAUCCUUAUAUGAACCACCUUGUCCAGGAUAUGAAAAUGUUUCAGAUGUUGUUCCACCGUUUAGUGCUUUCUCUCCAAAAGGAACACCUCAGGGUGAUCUAGUGUAUGUUAAUUAUGCACGAACUGAAGACUUCUUUAAACUUGAGCGGGACAUGAAAAUCAGUUGCUCUGGGAAGAUUGUGAUUGCCAGAUAUGGAAAAAUUUUCAGAGGAAAUAAGGUUAAAAAUGCUGAGUUGGCAGGGGCCAAAGGAAUCAUUUUGUACUCAGACCCUGCUGAUUCCUCUGCUCCCGGAGUGCCCUCCUACCCAGAAGGGUGGAGUCUUCCUGGAGGUGGUGUUCAGCGUGGAAAUGUCUUGACCCUUGAUGGUGCAGGGGAUCCUCUUACGCCUGGUUACCCAGCAAAUGAAUAUGCUUAUAGGCGUGGAAUCGCAGAAGCUGUUGGUCUCCCAAGGAUUCCUGUCCACCCAAUUGGCUACCACGACGCACAUAAGCUGCUAGAGAAAAUGGGUGGUCCAGCAGCGCCAGAGCACAGUUGGAAAGGAAGUCUUCCUGUGCCUUACAAUGUUGGACCAGGCUUCAUAGGAAACUUUUCUACUCAAAAAGUCAAGAUGCACAUCCAUUCCAACAAUAAGGUAACAAGAAUUUAUAAUGUCAUAGGAACACUCAGAGGAGCUGUGGAACCAGACAGGUAUGUCAUUCUUGGAGGUCACCGAGAUUCGUGGGUAUUUGGUGGCAUCGACCCUCAAAGUGGAGCAGCUGUUGUUCAAGAAAUCGUAAGGAGUUUUGGGACACUGAAAAGAAAAGGUUGGAGACCUAGAAGAACAAUUUUGUUUGCAAGUUGGGAUGCAGAAGAAUUUGGUCUUCUUGGUUCUACUGAGUGGGCAGAGGAUAAUUCUAGACUCCUUCAAGAACGUGGUGUGGCCUACAUUAAUGCAGAUUCUUCAAUAGAAGGUAAUUACACUCUGAGAGUUGAGUGUUCACCACUCAUGUAUAGUUUGGUAUACAAUCUGACAAAAGAGCUUCAAAGUCCUGACGAAGGCUUUGAGGGCAAAUCCCUUUAUGAAAGCUGGAAUGAGAAGAGCCCCUCCUCCGAGGUGACUGGCAAACCCAGGAUUGGCAAGUUAGGAUCUGGUAAUGAUUUUGAGGUGUUCUUCCAAAGACUUGGAAUUGCUUCAGGCAGAGCAAGAUACACUAAAAAUUGGGCAACAAGCAAAUUCAGCAGCUAUCCAUUGUAUCACAGUGUCUAUGACACAUAUGAGCUUGUGGAAAAAUUUUAUGAUCCAACUUUUAAGAAUCACCUUGCUGUGGCCCAGAUUCGAGGAGGGAUGGUAUUUGAAGUAGCCAGUUCCGUGGUUCUCCCUUUUGACUGUCAAGAUUAUGCUGUAGUUUUAAAAAAGUAUGCUGACAAAAUCUACAACAUUUCCAUGAAACAUGAACAAGAAAUGCAAAAAUACAGAGUAUCAUUUGAUUCACUUUAUUCUGCAGUGAAAAAUUUUACAGAAAUUGCUUCUAAGUUUAAUGAGAGACUUCAUGAUUUGGACAAAAAUAAUCCAAUAUUGUUGAGAAUUAUGAAUGAUCAGCUGAUGUUUCUUGAACGAGCAUUUAUUGAUCCUUUAGGAUUACCAAAUAGACCUUUUUAUAGGCAUGUCAUCUAUGCUCCAAGCAGCCACAACAAGUAUGCAGGGGAGUCAUUCCCAGGAAUUUAUGAUGCUCUGUUUGAUAUCAAAAGCUCAGUAGAGCCUUCCAAGGCCUGGAGAGAAGUGAAGAGACAGAUUUCUAUCGCAGCCUUUACAGUGCAGGCAGCAGCGGGGACACUGAGAGAAGUCGCCUGAGAAGCAG